Strongylocentrotus purpuratus (purple sea urchin) is the source of this 4687-nucleotide messenger RNA. RefSeq names its product lengsin-like. The coding region runs from base 240 to 1580 and encodes 446 amino acids. Gene Ontology annotation, cellular component: membrane; cytoplasm. The transcript is spliced from 2 exons. Gene Ontology annotation, molecular function: glutamine synthetase activity. The record is from RefSeq and is a predicted model, not a curated record. Lineage: Eukaryota; Metazoa; Echinodermata; Echinoidea; Camarodonta; Strongylocentrotidae.
AGACUGCAAACUUGCGAUUGAUUGGAGGACUUACGAUUGAUUUGGAUCGAUCGUAACUCUUUGUAAGACGGGGCCCUGAUCACGCAUCCGACACGAGUAGAUCCUAGUAUAUAUUUCUAUAUCAGAAAUAUCUCUCAUAAGAUCGCAUCCGAGACGUCUUGUCUGAGAGUCCUAGGUUAGUGCCAAAUUCAUUGAGGUCGAACGUUAGACUCUGAGCUGUCGACUGUCGAAUUAUCAAGAUGAGUCUGAGUAAAGUACUUGAGGAAAUCAAGGAGAAGGGGAUCACUGCAGUCAGAUUUGAGCAGACCGACUUACAUGGCAUAGCCCGGUCGAAGCUGAUACCUGCCCGUCACUUCAAGGAAAAAGCAACGGGAGGGGUGAACUGUUACUUGGGUCAUCUCGGUAUGAGUCUCCAAGCGGAUGUGAUCCCAGGGACUGGGUAUGCUGAGGAAGUCGGAUUUGCUGAUGCCGUCCUGUUCCCGGAUUACAGUACAUUCACGGUGCUUCCUUGGGCUGAGAACACGGCUCGUAUUCUGAUUGAACCAACUUAUAAAGGGGAAUACGUAUCUGCUCACCCAAGGGUCUUGGCACGCAAGCAGCUGGAGAAGCUCAAGAACCUAGGUUAUUCCCUGUAUUCUGCUCACGAACACGAGUUCUACGUUGUGGAUAAGGAGACCAAGAAACCUAUCAACAAUGAUGUCAAUAUUCGAUCCACUUUGAGGAUGUUUCCGAUCCGGAACUUUGUCAAGCAGGUUAUGGAGGAUAUGCCCAUUGUCGGUGUUGAUAUAGAAGCAGUUGAAUCUGAAUAUGGCCCUGGACAGGUGGAGAUAUCCUACAAACCAGCUUUCGGGAUCAGGGCUGCAGACAAUGCUUUCACUUUCAAGACUAGUAUCAAAGAGAUUGCACUUCUCCAAGGGUUUCAAGCGUCUUUCAUGUCAAAGCCGUUCCCCAACCAGAGUGGAUCCUGUACCCACUUUUGCCAUUCCCUGUACGAUGCAGAUGAGAAAACCCCUGUGUUUUACGAUCCCAACAGUCCCAUUGGUCUGUCGGAGGUUUGUCAGAACUGGGCUGCAGGAAUACUUGCACAUGCCCCUGCGAUUGAAGUCCUCAUGGCUCCCACAGUAAACUGUCUGAAGCGAGUUGGAGGAGCAUUCUCUCCGAUGAACGCCACUUGGGGUAUGGACAACCGCUCCGCCUUGCUUCGUGUCAAGGUCAACGGAGACAAGGGCACCUACUUAGAGAACCGUGGGGGAGCCGCUGGUGCUAACUGCUACCUGGUGUUGGCUGCAACAGUUGCAGCAGGAAUGGAUGGUAUCAUCAACAAGUACAAGCUUCCUGCAGAGGUUACAGGGAUAGCUUCUAAUCCUGAAGACAUCCCGCCCAAGACGCCCAAUCUGCCUAACACCAUGGAGACCGCGUUGGAGGCUCUUAUUAAUGAUGAGGUAAUUAGGGAUGCCUUUGGAGAGGAUUUCAUCAAGUGCUUCAGUGCUGUGAAGAUGCAUGAAGUGAAGCUAGCAAGAGAGGCCCAGGCUAAAGGCCAAGAUGAUUGGGACUUUGAUUUCUACUUUGAGUAUCUGUGAAAAUGAUUUACUGGUAAUUAUCUUUGUUGUGGGAGCCGAAGUAACAAAAAUAUUGGGGUACAAAUGAGAAUGGAUUAAGUGUUUAAAUUCAUAUUUGGUGGCAUGAAACUAUUGUGAAUCCCAACCAUUCACAAUAAUUGUGAAGUUUCAUUUAUUUUCUGUUUGAACCAGAAGGGUUUUAACUCUGUGUAUACUGUAAUGAUAUGAGUUAAUGCCCUUCUGGGUAUAAACAGACAAUAUGAUAUAUGGAUAUAUGUCUCAUAAGACAAGCUGAUAUAUAUAUAUAUAUAUUGAGUUGAAUAGGUGGUGGCAAAAUUGCUUAUUUCGAUACUACAUGUAGGUAUAAUCCUUGUAUUCAAAAUCAUGUAAACGUAACACCAUAGCGCUAGCAGGGUAUAUUGUAUAAACAAAAUAUCCUUAUCAAUAUAAUUGUUAUUUUAAGAAAUGUAGAUGUUUAUUUUAUUACAUAUGAACUGAAUGACUGAAUACUGAAUUUUUAAGGUAAUAGUUUUCACUCGGGUUAAUUUAAAGGCUGAAUAUAGGAAUGAAUAGAUCAGAAUAUAUCAACAGGAAUAUGCAUACUAAUAUGCAUUUAUUAUUUCAAUAAUACACCAUUACACUUCUUAUACAAGUGAUGUAAUGUAAUUUUUAAAAAGUAUCAAAGUUAACAAAUGAUAGUGGAAUUAAGAAAUUAUAUGAAAUCAAUUGAUCUGUAAUAGGUUGACAAGAAAUAAUCAUAUUUGACUUUGAUGAAGGUCAUCAUUGGUAUCCUAUAAAUAGUAAUGUUAUCAGCUGACACCAACCAAAUCAUUUCUGUAUACUUUGGCAUUAAGUGCAUGUACGUGUACUUACACAUAUAUAUUUCACAGGAAAGUGGAAACAAAAUCCAGAAAUCUAUUUCUUUAAUACUUCUGUUUUCUUAAUCACAAAAAACAUGUAAUAAUACUUUUGGAUGUGAUGUAAAACAAAACAAUGAGAAAUUGAAACCAAAGUCAAAUACAGUUAAAUGUGAAAUAUAUUUUUGUCAAACCAAUCUUUAUACAUGUAUAUUCAUUUAUUGCAUAUUAUGAACUUAAAGUGGUGGGCAUCAUUUGAAAUUUGGGUCAUCAUUGAUUUCCUAUUAUUGACAGCUGGGCCCAAAUGAUAAUACUUAGUAGGCAACAGCUGCAUUUUGCACUGAAAAGAAAAAUGAUAUAAUAAAACGGGAUUGCAUUAUGAUUGAUCUAUCAUAAUAUAAUGCAAUCCCUUUUUAUCAGAAAAUUAAAAUUACACUUGUGGGUCAUCUAGAAUGAUUGAUGGUAAGCAGCGUAGACUGACAUAAUCUCCAUUAGUUGCUUGACAAUAAAUGUGAUUUAAGCUACGGUCACAAAGGUCCUACGAACUAUGUGUUUGUACGAAUCUCCCUGUUUUUCCAUUGUCUUCCCGAAUUUCCAUUGUCUGAAAAUCGUUUGUACGGCGUUCGUAGCAGUUCGUAAUGGCAUUUGUGACCGAGGCUUUAAUCCUCAACUCUUUAAUAGAGAUUCCAGUGUAUUUUACCUUGAUAUUUGUAAAUGUUUUGAGAUUAGAUAUCAGGGAUUAUUGUCAUUAGUUUUCACCAAAGGCUGAUGUGUAAUUCCAUACUCUCAUGAAAAAUUAGAAUCAUGUAUAACUUGAUUUGAUAACAGAUAUUGUUUAUUCCAUCUCUUAUUAGAAACUGAGUAAGGAAGAAUAUGUUAUUCAUGAACUUAUAUUCCACAUUUACCUGUUUACCCUAAUGUGUUUGUCAAAUUGAUGUAUGUUUGGUACACUUUCAGUUUUAGCAUUGCAUAUAAUCUCAACAUUCUGAAUUAUUCAUUACAUUUCCAUUUUUCUUAUCGAUUACAUAUUUAUAAGAAUAUGGUCAGGUGGAUGAAAGUUUCUCAUUCAGGGAAUUCGACUACACUGUAUGGUUGUGGUAUACAAGUAUAAGUUUGAUUGUCUUCAGUCAGCAUGUAUAUUUUCAGAUUUGUUAUAGUCUGUUGAGAGCCAGAAGUAAAUUUCCAAAUAGGAUGUCAAUUCACAACGCUCUGGUAUGGUAUGGUAUAUUUUAUUUAUUCAAGGUUAAAAACUAAUACAAUAAAUUGUGCCCGCAUUCAGCAAAUGCUGUUUUUCAGCGAGGCCUAAGUUUUAGCAUUGCAUAUAAUCUCAACAUUCUGAAUUAUUCAUUACAUUUCCAUUUUUCUUAUCGAUUACAUAUUUAUACGAAUAUGGUCAGGUGGAUGAAAGUUUCUCAUUCAGGGAAUUCGACUACACUGUAUGGUUGUGGUAUACAAGUAUAAGUUUGAUUGUCUUCAGUCAGCAUGUAUAUUUUCAGAUUUGUUAUAGUCUGUUGAGAGCCAGAAGUAAAUUUCCAAAUAGGAUGUCAAUUCACAACGCUCUGUUAUGGUAUGGUAUAUUAUAUUUUAUUUAUUCAAGGUUAAAGACUAUUACAAUAAAUUGUGCCCGCAUUCAGCAAAUGCUGUUUUUCAGCGAGGCCAUGCUCUCAACAGACACUUUGUAUUAGAAGUGGUAUGUCGAAAUCCAAAGAAAAUCUGCGUUACAAAUUAUAGUUAUGAGUACCUCUUUGUGAGUAACUCUGGCAUAACAAGAUACCGAUGGCAUAACAAGGCAACUUUUGCUGGUCCUUUUUUUACCUCAUGUAUCUUAUCUUGUUACAUCAGGAUAUAAACGAAGGACCAGCAAAAGUUUUCAUUUUCAUGGGCCCAAUAUCAUUGUUAUGUAACUAGUUUUUAGUGUACACUUCUUUCAGUGAAUCGAAGUAUAAAUCUUUAAGUUUUUUUUUCUUCAUUUGUUUAUUUUUGAAUGUGAUAAAAAUGUUAUGAUUUCUUUAUGACUGGUUUCUAGAAGGUUUGUGUAAUAUUUAAGUUACAUUUGAAAUAAAAAAAAGGUUUGUGUCAUAUUAAGUUACAUUUGAAAUGGGUACAUGUAAAAGUGAUAUUAUAGAGUUUGGACUUCAUGUAUUUGACAAUCUUCAAAUUCGAUGUUUGAUGUAGAAUUGUAGCUGAUCAUGAUAGUGAAUUUUCUUUAAAAUCAUUUUUUUUUUAAUGGUAUCAGAAAAUAAAGGCCAAUAUAAUUGUUAAUACACAGCA